AUGAAUCGACCCCUCUCAAACCCCUUCCGGCGCCUCCACCCUUUGCGGCAACCCACAGCCUCCUCCUCCCGCCUCGCACAUACCCAAAGACCCCACGACUGGCCCUUCAAACCCCCUCCGAUCCGCGAACGUCUCCGACCCCUCAUCCCCUUCUUCAUCUGGUGGACCGUCCUCACUUCCCUCACUGUCCACCUAUUACGCGCUCGGCAAGCCUCCAAAGAGUCCGCAGAUCGAUCAGACGCCAAGAUCAGCGCGUUGCAAGACCUCUUGACGCGGGCGAGGGCGGGCGAGGUGAUGAGUGAGGAGGAAAUACAGCGGAGGUUGGAAUUGGUCGGGGUGCGGGAGAGGAGGAAGGUGGAUGUUUCUGGGGAAGGAAGGGAAGAGGUCCGGGAUGUAGGAUGGAGAGAGGCGAUUUUUGGUCGGAGGGCAGUGAGGAGUGAGAAGGAAGAAGAAGAGGUGGAGGAUUGGGCGAGAAGUGUGGUGGCGGAGGCGAGUGGCACGGCGGUGACCAAGCCAACACUGCCAGAUACGAGCAUAAAACAGCCGCCUGCGCCGGUAGCGACCGUGCGGAGAGCACCAUCAUCGAGUAGAUACAUGUCAUAG
This is a messenger RNA of Dioszegia hungarica, 603 nucleotides long. RefSeq lists its product as uncharacterized. The transcript has 2 exons. Bases 1 to 603 code for a protein of 200 amino acids. NCBI's taxonomy places the organism in Eukaryota, Fungi, Basidiomycota, Tremellomycetes, Tremellales, Bulleribasidiaceae. The record is from RefSeq and is a predicted model, not a curated record.